AUGGAGGGUCAUCGAGGAUUAUUGUUGGCACUGAUAGUCAACAUUUUUUCCAUUGUACACCUUGUUCAUGCUCAGAAUCCGGAAGGAUUUAUCAGCUUGGAUUGUGGUUUACCCGCCAAAGAGUCUCCUUAUACCGAAAGCACAACAAGCUUGGUAUUCACCUCUGAUGCAAAUUUUAUCUCAAGUGGGAUUAGUACUAAACUCCCAAAACAUGAUGACUACAAGCCAUAUAAUUUCUUAAGAUAUUUUCCUGACGGAACACGACAUUGCUAUGAUUUAAGUGUAAAGCAGGGUACUAAUUAUCUGAUCAGAGCUAGCUUCGUAUAUGGGAAUUAUGACGGUCGUAAUAUUAUGCCCAGAUUUGAUCUGUAUAUAGGGCCUAAUAUAUGGGCAGUAGUGUCGGAGUUGGACCUAUACAGCCCAGAGGAAGAGAUCAUUCACAUGACAAAGUCAACUUCUUUACAGAUUUGUCUUGUCAAAACAGGACCAACUACACCUUUCAUAUCAACUUUGGAGCUACGGCCUUUGAGAAAUGAUAAUUAUAUUACUCAAUCUGGUUCUUUGAAGCUCAUGCAGCGGAUGUGUAUGACCGAGACUGUUAGCACACUACGGUAUCCUGAUGAUGUCUAUGAUCGUCUCUGGUAUACAGAUGGUAUAUACGAAACAAAAGCAGUAAAGACAGCUCUGAGUGUCAAUUCUACUAAUCCAUUUGAACUACCCCAAGUCAUAAUUAGGUCAGCAGCUACGCCCGUAAAUAGCAGUGAGCCAAUAACCGUUGAAUACGGUGGAUAUUCCUCCGGUGAUCAAGUCUAUUUGUAUCUACAUUUUGCCGAGAUCCAAACCCUAAAAGCCAGCGAUAACAGGGAAUUUGAUAUUGUGUGGGCUAAUAAUAUUAAAAAGCUGGCUUAUAAACCUAAGGUAUCACAAAUAGAUACCUUACUCAACACAUCACCGAAUAAAUGUGAUAAUACAUUUUGCAAAGCGUUCCUAGUGAGGACUCAAAGGUCAACUCUACCACCACUACUUAACGCCUAUGAGGUCUACAUUCUUGUGGAGUUUCCAUACUCAGAGACACAUCCCGACGAUGUCGUUGCUAUCAAGAAAAUCAAAGCCGCUUAUGGAUUGAAGAUAAUCAGUUGGCAAGGAGAUCCUUGCCUCCCUAGAGAAUAUAAGUGGGAGUAUAUAGAAUGCAGCUACACCAAUAACUCUAUUCCCCCAAGAAUCAUUUCCUUAGACUUAUCAAACCGUGGGUUAAAAGGGAUCAUAGAGCCCGUCUUACAAAACUUAACCCAGCUUGAAAAACUGGACUUAUCAAUUAACCGUUUAUCCGGCGAAGUGCCUGAGUUUCUGGCCAACAUGAAAUCAUUGUCGAACAUAAACUUAAGUUGGAAUAAUCUAAAAGGUCUGAUUCCUCCAGCCCUUGAGGAGAAAAGAAAGAAUGGACUUAAACUAAAUACUCAAGGAAAUCAAAAUCUAUGUCCUGGGGAUGAAUGCAAAAGAAGCAUCCCAAAAUUUCCUGUAACAACUGUUGUGUCGAUUUCUGCAAUUCUGCUUACUGUAGUUGUGCUACUUAUUGUUUUCAUUUACAAAAAGAAAAAGACGUCAAAAGUUCGUCACAGAUUACCAAUUACUAAAUCUGAAAUCUUAACCAAAAAGAGAAGGUUUACAUAUUCAGAAGUCGAAGCAGUGACAAAUAAGUUUGAAAGAGUUAUAGGAGAAGGAGGGUUUGGAAUUGUGUAUCAUGGUCAUUUGAAUGAUACUGAACAAGUAGCUGUUAAACUUCUCUCUCAUUCAUCAACUCAAGGCUAUAAGCAAUUUAAGGCAGAGGUAGAACUGCUUUUAAGAGUCCACCAUACAAACUUGGUAAAUCUUGUUGGAUAUUGUAAUGAAGAAGACCACUUGGCCCUUGUCUAUGAGUAUGCAGCUAACGGGGACUUAAAGCAACAUCUUUCAGGAGAGUCUAGUUCCGCUGCUUUAAAUUGGGCAAGCAGACUUGGAAUCGCUACCGAGACUGCACAAGGAUUAGAGUACUUACACAUUGGAUGUGAACCUCCAAUGAUUCAUAGAGAUGUCAAAACGACGAAUAUACUUUUGGACGAGCAUUUCCAUGCUAAACUUGCUGAUUUUGGACUUUCCAGAUCAUUUCCAGUAGGAGUUGAAUCCCAUGUAUCAACAAAUGUUGCUGGCACUCCUGGAUAUCUUGAUCCUGAAUAUUAUCGAACAAAUUGGUUAACUGAAAAAAGUGAUGUAUAUAGUAUGGGCAUUGUCCUGUUAGAGAUUAUCACAAACCAGCCUGUGAUACAACAAGUCCGUGAAAAGCCUCAUAUAGCUGAAUGGGUGGGGUUGAUGCUUACUAAAGGAGAUAUUAAAAGUAUAAUGGAUCCAAAACUGAAUGGGGAAUAUGACUCAAGUUCCGUUUGGAAGGCUCUUGAGCUAGCUAUGUCAUGUGUGAACCCCUCUUCAGGGGGAAGACCAACCAUGUCUCAGGUUAUAAGUGAACUUAAAGAAUGUCUCAUUUAUGAGAACUCAAGAAAAGAAGGACGAUCAGAAGUAGACUCAAAAAGUUCCAUUGAACUGUCCACCAGUUUCACCGCUGAAGUGACCCCUGAUGCACGGUAACAUCUAAUAAGAA
Arabidopsis thaliana (thale cress) is the source of this 2632-nucleotide messenger RNA. Its product is annotated as Leucine-rich repeat protein kinase family protein. NCBI's taxonomy places the organism in Eukaryota, Viridiplantae, Streptophyta, Magnoliopsida, Brassicales, Brassicaceae. The transcript has 13 exons. The record is from RefSeq and is marked reviewed. Gene Ontology annotation, molecular function: protein kinase activity; protein serine/threonine kinase activity; kinase activity. Bases 1 to 2619 code for a protein of 872 amino acids. Gene Ontology annotation, cellular component: membrane.